CCUUUAAUUAGAAUUUAAAAUGGCUGCCAGCAGAGUCGGCGAUAAAAGAUCUGCUGAAAAAGACUCGGAAAGUGCUGGCAUAGACGUGUCUUCAGACAGCGAAAGUGAACCGGAACCUGCAAAAAUUUUCCACAGACGAAUCUCAACGAACAAAGAUAUUCGCACAUCGACAUGUACAAAACAAGGCUUCUUGCACAAACAGAGCAAUUUCCAGAGAUGGAAAAGACGGUUUUUCAAAUUAAAAGGAAGAAAACUGUACUAUGCAAAAGAUACAAAGUCAUCAAUAUUCGAUGAGAUAGAGUUGACAGAUUUGAGUGUAGCAGAAUGUAGUACAAAGAACAUCAAUCACAGUUUUCAGGUGAUAACCCCGUUCCGAAAUCUUGUUUUAUGUGCUGAGACCAGGAAAGAGAUGGAGGAGUGGAUCUCAGCUCUCAAACAGUCCUCAAAACGAGAGUAUGUUGAGAUUUCGGUCUUUUGUUGUAUACAGGGCAAUGAUACACAGCGAGAGAUGAUGUCAGGACUACAUAACUGGUACACGUGUUCUCAUGCUCGACCUACUUACUGUAAUGUGUGUAGAGAAGCUCUCUCCGGUGUCACGUCACAUGGUCUUUCAUGCGAAGUAUGUAAAUUUAAGGCACAUAAGCGAUGUGCAGUGAAGGCACAGUCUAACUGUAAGUGGACGACUCUGGCAGCUAUAGGAUCCGAAAUUAUAGAAGAUGAAGAUGGGAUUGCUAUGCCCCAUCAGUGGUUAGAGGGUAACCUCAAUGUUAGUUCAAGAUGUGCUGUAUGUGAUAAAAUUUGUGGAAGUGUCCGAAAAUUACAAGAUUGGCGAUGUCUAUGGUGCAAAACUACUGUACAUUCCACAUGCAGAGAUCAGUUACCAAAGAAAUGUCCAUUUUCUCAGUGUCGUGUCUCUAUCUUACCUCCUACAUCCAUUGACAACAUUGACUCGGAUGGUUACUGGGAGGCCAUGAGGCCGCCGGGCACCAGUCCACUGCUGGUGUUUGUUAAUACAAAAUCUGGUGAUAAUCAGGGUGUAAAAUUUCUAAGAAGAUUUAAACAGCUACUCAAUCCAGCACAAGUUUUUGAUUUAAUGAAUGGCGGACCUCAUCCAGGAUUACGGUUAUUCCAAAAAUUUGACCAGUUUCGAAUUCUUGUAUGUGGAGGUGAUGGUAGUAUAGGCUGGGUUCUUUCAGAGAUUGAUAAAAUGGAUCUACACAGACAGUGUCAGAUUGGAGUUUUGCCGUUUGGCACGGGUAAUGAUCUAGCACGGGUACUGGGCUGGGGAUCUGCGUUUGACGAUGAUACUCAGUUACCAGCAAUAUUAGAGAAGCUUGAACAUUCACAGAUUAAAAUGUUAGACAGAUGGAGUAUAUGGACUUAUGAAGGCUACAUGCCUCCUCCCAGAAAACUUUCACAACAGUUUGACCCUAUUUCGCAGUAUGAAGAUUCCGUGGCAAAUCACCUGUCAAAAAUUCUACACUCUGAAGACCAUUCUGUAGUUAUAUCCUCUGCAAAAGUACUAUGUGAGACUGUGAAGGAUUUUGUGGCGAAGGUCGGGAAGGCACACAGUGAGAAAAGUGAUGACCUGGAUAUAGCUGAUAAGUGUGCUAUACUAAACGAGAAAUUGGAAAGUUUGCUCAAUACAUUGAAGGAAGAGGCUCAAGCUUCAUCACAGCUGGACAGUGAUGACGUCAUUGUGCAUAAUGAUCCAGAUAGUAAUUCAUCUGACCCCAGGUUGACCCCUGACAACCAUGUGACCAAUGACAACCAAGACAUCGACAAUGAAAAUUACAAUCCUCCAUUUCCAAUGGACAAUAGAUUAUCUGAUAGUGAUAAUAGAAACUCUUAUGUUGCCAUGGACACAAAUAAUAGCUCUGUUUCCAAGGGCAAUAGAACUAGUGCUAGUUUUGAGAAAAGAAAAAGGGGCAUUGCUAGGCACAGCAGGCACCAUGACAACCGUGAAGUAACGUUUGAUGGGCGGGAAGGAGGACGGACUAGCAAGGAAAGAGUGAGGGUUCAGGGUCCAUUGGCAUCCAGCAUGAAGCCCAAACCUACAAUAUUUAAGCCAAGAGAUGCACUUAUGUCCCGAGCAAACAGUUUGAAGAAAGCAAUCCGGCAGAUCAUUGAGCAUACAGAGCGAGCUGUGGACGAACAAAAUGCACAGACCGUGGAACAAAGUCGGCUUCUACGCGGCUCCUCUGGCAGCUCUGUUGAUCUUGUUGAGCCGUUCAAGCAAUGUGGUCUUCAAGCUGGCAGCCCUAACUCGCGUUCAGCACCUAGCUUUUCUGUUUUUACCUCGGAGGUAGGACAAAAAUCUCCCGAAAUUGAGAUAAAAAAAUUUGAUGGUUCCCAAUCACCUUGUGUGAGUAGCUCACGGCGUAUCAGCAGCAUGUCAACGUUCAACAAGUCUGCAAGUGUUGGUUCGAAUCUCGACUACAAGCCGCCGGUGAAAGAAAACAUUCCACGGCACAGUGGUCUCCCAUCAUAUCCAUUUGCAAAUUAUCCUAUUCUACCCAGUUUAAGCAGCUCUAUAGCAGGGAAGCUGGCUGGAGGAAGUUUUAUCAGUAAAGUGUUACUAGCAAAUGCUGAUGCCCUGUGUGCUGCUGCCUCACCUCUCUUAGAAGAGGAAAUUCCACUUGAGGAGUACACAGAGAAAUGUGUGAUGAACAAUUAUUUAGGUAUAGGUCUCGAUGCAAAAAUCACACUCGACUUUCAGAACAAAAGGGACGAGCAUCCAGAAAAAUGCAGGAGCAGAACAAAGAACCUCAUGUGGUAUGGCGUAUUAGGGGGUAAGGAGAUAUUGCAAAAAACUUAUAAAAACUUUGAUCAACGGGUCCAACUAGAAUGUGAUGGGCAACGAAUUCCACUACCAAGUCUUCAGGGAAUAGUUAUCCUCAAUAUUCCAAGUUUUGGAGGUGGAUCAAACUUCUGGGGUGGUACGAAGGAAGUAGAUACAUUUUCUGCUCCGAGUUUUGAUGAUAAGAUUCUGGAGGUUGUAGCAGUUUUUGGAAGCACACAGCUGGCUGUGUCCAGAGUAUUAGACCUACAGCAUCAUAGGAUAGCACAAUGUCGGACUGUAAAGAUUAUGAUAAUGGGAGAUGAGGGAGUUCCUGUUCAAGUGGAUGGGGAAGCAUGGAUACAGCCACCAGGAUAUAUUCGUAUUGUGCAUAAAAACAGAGCACAAAUGCUGACAAGAGAUAGGUCAUUUGAAACAGUAUUAAAGUCCUGGUCAGAGAAACAGAAGUUAGAGCCUUCAGCUGCCCUAAAGCCAGACUCUCUGAAUGCCGAAGAGACCGAGUCCCUGCAGAAAUUUGUGGAGGUGGCAUCAGCACUUAUAAAAAUUGUCAAAGUUGCCUCCCUUACAUACAGUUCAAUAGAACAGGAGUUGUUUCCCUUGGCAACAAGGGCAUCAGAGUAUCUGGAUAGAUUGUAUCCUUCCGGACGUCUGUCAGAGCCUACUCUGAGAUGUCAAGUGAUAGAUUUUGUACAUAGCGUUCGACAUCUGACCAACGAAACAAGUAUAUUCCUAGCUGAUAAAGCUCCGGAGCUGAGGAUAAGGCUAGAUAUUGAGGAGAAACUAAAUCAUUCCCUGUCUCAAGUUGAGGAGGAGACAAAACAAGUGAUGGAAAUGUGCAAUAUUCCCUCUGCACCAAUAUCUCAGGAAGAGUUGCUGGCAAGUGUAGAGAUGAAACCAAGACCAAAGCCAGGGAAGUUUAAACAGGUGGUUAGUAAACUGAAAGGCAAGAAGGAUAAAGAGAAACCUUACAUUCCAUUAUUAUACAAUGUGAACUCGUGGACAGCAGAAGAUGUGGGUCAGUGGUUAGACAACAUGUCCCUAUCAGAAUACAGAGAAUCGUUCAUCAGACAUGAGAUACGAGGGUUAGAACUACUCAGUCUUGAUAAAACAGAUAUACAGGACCUUGGUGUACACAAAGUUGGUCAUCUGAAGAGAAUACAACAUGGAAUUAAAGAGCUGGUGAAUAGAAUGGCGGCCAUGGAAAAAUAUUGCAACUAUUAAAUUUCUUUUUGCAACUGAAUGUUUUUGUUUUGUUUUGUUUUUUGUAGGAAAUGAACUUUGAAAAAUACUUGUAAUUUUAGUUUACAGAAUAUUUUUAAACAUGUAUAUGCAAACUUUAAGACUUGAAAAUGCUAUUUUUUAUUCAAGUUAACAUUAUUUUAAAGUACAUAACCUUUUUAAAGGAAGAAAAACUUUUUUGAUAUCAAUAAUUGUUGUUUGAUUUAAUGAAAAAUUAGAGCUGUUAUAAAUGUGAACUUGUUUCAGUUUAGAAACUUAUGUAACAUCUUUCUUUCAGGAUUAAAGAUUACUAAAUAUUUACAUUGAACUAAUUUUUUUAUUUUAUUAGAAACCUUUUUUCCCUACAUGAGUUUUUUUUUUAAAUAUAAAAUAAACAGUAUAACUCUUGAAAAAAUGCAACCCCCCAAAAUAGACAUUUUUAGGGUUCUGUUGUUUUGAUGAAUUUUAUAUAAAUUAAGGAGACACAUCUUUAUGCAGCAAUUGACCUAUGGUUUACAUAAGUCUUUUUCAAAAUUAAAUUUAAUCUAUCUUUUGUUUAUAUUAAUGGAUUUAGAGCUUUAAUUACACUUGUGAACUAUAAAGCAGGUUGUCUCAUUACACUAUUUAUUCUCCCGUAAAAGAUGUUGUGAUGGUUAAAAGCUUUACAUUUAUUUUUUGGUGAAAUGAAGAGUAAUGUUGAAAGUUGCAGUUUGAGAUACAAAAUCUCUGACAUUGAAAAAAAACAUUGAUGUGAUUUUAUUCCUCCAAUAUUGUAUGUCAUUUAUUGAUUUUUUAUACAACUUUAAAAGAGUAGAUUGGUAGAUGUAGUAUGUUUCGUAGAUAGGAACUUUGUAAUUUGUAAAGAAAAACAACAACAAUUUAUUUUUUAUGAAUGGUCAUCUGUUUUUUUUAUACAUAUAUAUAAAAGUUAUCUACGAGUUUUGUAGACUGUGUUACCUGACAUAGAAUCGUCGCCUUACACGGGUACUACUGUAUCUGUACACGGGUACUACUGUAUCUGUACACGGGUACUACUGUAUCUGUACACGGGUACUACUGUAUCUGUACAGGGGUACUACUGUAUCUGUACACGGGUACUACUGUAUCUGUACACGGGUACUACUGUAUCUGUACACGGGUACUACUGUAUCUGUACAGGGGUACUACUGUAUCUGUACACGGGUACUACUGUAUCUGUACACGGGUACUACUGUAUCUGUUCUCUCUUCUUUAAAAUUUAGAAUAUUUUACCUUCUCUACAGCAAGUCUGAAUAUUGCUAUUGUUUGUUAGAUUCAUGCUUGUAUGGAAAUUAUCAAGUUAGAUUUGUAUUGUCAAAGGUCCUUUAUUGGUGCUUCUGCAUGUUGGAAAUGAUGCAUGGUGGUGUAUCUUACAUGAUCUGGAAAGUUGCCAUAAGACUUACGCCAUAAGUGUCUGUAUGUGACAUAAAAAUAUCAAUAUAAAAAUCCUUCUCGACAUGCUGAUACAGUAGUAAUUACGUAAGGUGACCAGACUGUCCUUGACCCUGCCUUUAACACGUUGUUAGUAUUUUGUAAUACUUUUUUGUAAAGUAUUUUCUUAUGAUUCAACUAAUGCCCAUUACUCCUUUAUUGUUUAUAUGUACUAUACUUGUAAAUUUUAUUAGGCUUGAAUAUAUCGAGCCUAAUGAGUUUUUUCUUUUAAAUAAAUGGAAGUUGGUCUUUUGUGUCAAAAUAAAAAAAAGAGCAAGAAAACAGUAUGAUAAUGUAUAAUAAUUAUUUAACAUUUUGAAAGGUAUUUUUUGUCUCAAAAGGAAUGUUUCAGAAUUGUACUAUGAAACUUACUUAACUUUUGUCUUUUAAAGACAAGGGUUAGAAAAAUAAAAAACUAAUAAAUGCAAUUGUCACUCGCACCACAUUAGUAACCAAUAUUUUAAUUCGUAAGUUACAAAAUGUUUGACAAGGCUGUUAGCUUACUAUUUCUGUCAACGAAGAUAUGUCUUAGUCCACAUUUUUGAACAAAUGAUGUAGAUCUGUGGGCAUAUUGUUUUUGUUUUUUUUGUCCAGUCUGUUGAUAGACAGCUUUAACACCAGUCAUUAUACUUAUAACAUUAAUGUUUAGACUUUAGACAUAAAAUAUCUCUCAAUUGGGCUUCUUUCUUAUUUAUUUAUACAUGACCUUGACCCUAAAUGAUAUUGACCUCAGAAUGGUAUGUUUAAACUGUUAUUUAUGAAUUGAUUUAUGACAGGGGCAUAGGUAUUAUGUAUCAAUAACAUUUAAAAAUGGUGAAACAAUGUAUUGACUUGUGCUAUCUCCACUUCAGCAUUGUAAAUAACAAAAAAUAUUUCAUUUUGUUUUCAGAUAUUAGUGAAUUUUUUAUCGAUUACGAUUGUGACCAUAUAAAUGCUUGUCUAUGUGUGCUAACUGACCUUGACUUAUCUUAAAGGUGAUACUGUGUUCUUAUCAUUGCUCCGAUGCAUUUCAAUUUGAUGUUUAUUAUAGAUCUAUUUUUCUACAAGUAUCUGAAAAAAAUCUUUUUGUCAGUUGACAUUAUUUUGUAUUUAUUAUGAAGAUGUUGUUUUUUUUUCUGGGAUUUAUUUUUCAUUGUUUUUUAUUAAUCAUCUCAGAUGUAUGUUAUUUUGAUAACUAUUCCAUUUAAUGUUUUCAGCAUUAAUAGAUAUGUCUGUCUGUUUGUGACUGUAAAUAUAUGUGUGUGAUGAGUGUAAAAGAAAAAUUUAUUAAAUUUUGAGACAAUUGUAAGAUGCAAUGCUCACUGUGCCACCACUAUAGUGUUAAUGAGACUAAAAUCUAGCAAGAUCAAAUGUAAAGCUUACUUCAUUUGUAGAUCUCACCCUGCUGAUGGAGUUGUUUCUGGUAAUUGACCUGCUUUCAAAUAUUUAAUGGUGUAAUUUUAGCAGACAAUACUAUAAAGCUGUGGCAGACUGACCGCAGACGUGCAGCCUGGCAUUGCUUAAUACCAAUGGUAUAGCUGUAGGCAAAUUAUUGUAGAUACUAAAAUGCAUGCAAAGAGUGACUAAAGAAAUGCUUCUUUUGAAAUGUGUCUGAUGGGUUUAAACACUUAAUAAAGUUAGUCUUACUUUCACCAAAGACUAUAUAGAUGUCCUGGAGCUUUUUGGUAUAUAUGAUUAUGUUUGCUAAGAAGGUGAGUUUUUUCAUCGUAUAUUGUAUUUUAAUGUAUAAAAUGUCAUGUUUGUUUGUUCUCUUAUUUUCUUGCUUGAGAUAUUAUUGUUAUUAUCACCUUCAAUAAACUCAUAUGAAAUGUAACAUAAAAAGUAUUAUAUCGCAAAUUGUUUAAAGAUAUAAGCUGGACUUAGGUUGCUUUUCAUUUUUUAUGUUCUUUAUUGUUAAUUACAAAGGACGUGGGUUCGAUCACUUAUAAUAUUUUGUUGAAAUGAUUAUUGAAUCAACAUUUAAAUUAAAACAAGCGGGAGGGGCUUGAUUUGAAUAAAUGUAAUUAUAGCAGAUAUAUCUGUUGAUAUAAUCCAUAACAGCCAGUCAAGUAGUGAUUAUUUUUGAGGGAGGUUGGGUUUAUAUUGUUCAGUAAUAUAUUAAUUGUAACCCUUGUAUCACUAUUCUGUUGAACACUAAAAUGGCAAUGUUAUUUGAUAUAUAUAUUUGCACCUCUCGUUUGGAAGUCCCUUUGUUAUAAUAUAUUUUGAAUUUUAUAUGCUAGUCUAGGAAUCACUGUGUUCACAUAAAAUAAUAUAUAAUUGUAUGUGUAACUUGUUGUUAUACCUUUAAAAUCUGUCUUAAAACAUGUUUUAGAAUAUAUAUUCUUAAAUGAUAUUUAUUCUGUUGAAGGAAACUCAGGCUAGUUGUUUUUAUGGAAUGGGCAUUUAUUUAUGUCUUUCUUUAAGAUAAUGGGUUUAAAGCAGAUUUUAGUUUUAAAAAAAAUAAGGAAAAAUUGUUGUAUUUCCACCAAUCGUUUCAUAUAAAUACAAAGUAUCUACCCAUGUACUGCCCUAGAAUUAACAUAAAAAACAUCAUGUAUUACACCCAUAAUUUAGGUUAGUAUAAGCCUUUUAUGUGUAUGUGCUGUUUUGAAGCACCCUUUUUAUUGUAUAAUAACCUUUUCAUUUUUCAUCAUUAUAUUUUCAUAAUAUUUUAUUUUGAAAACUAGUGUUCAUAUUUGUACCAGUCUGGUACUGUCUCUAUUUUGUUCUAGGUGCUAUGUGGUAGUCAUUGUUUUCAUAUAUAGGUGCAAUAUUAAACCAUUUCAUUUCCUACUUCUCUCACAUCACACAUGUCAGCCUUAACGUAAAUCUUUUCUUUACUAUUUAUAGAGCUAUGAAGUACACUUUUUUACAUAUUGUAUAUUUAAACAUUUUAAAUAUGAAAUCACUUUGUAUAUACACAAAAAAUCUUGUGUUGCAAAGCAAAAGUUAUAAAUAAUGACCAUGCACCUUUUGUUAUUAUAAAACAGGUUGAAAAAUGAAAUCGUUUUGGUUUGUUUUAGUUUGGGCAAGGUCAUUUGACUGCUUUGUAAAUAUAUGUGGUUACACAGCUUAAAAUUUUAGUGGUUUUAGAUAAAACAAACACAAUGCUUUUGACAAUAUUAUGACUAUAUACAAAGAAAAUAACGUGUAAAAGAUUGAUACUAUUUAUCAAAUGAUGCAUCAAACAAACAUCAUCAUAAAAUGUGAGCCAUCAUAAACAUUGUUAGGCCUCAUUACAGCAUUGUGAAUAACUAGCAAAAAAGACAGUGAUCAUACCACUAUAAAAGAGGUGGUGGUUAUUUGCAUGUUUUUCAAGAAAUGUUUAGUCUAUUCAAUUCUUGGUGGUUUUCUUCCAAAGUUAAUUUGUUAAAUCUACCAUUUGCUGGAGAGAAAGAAAAAAAACAACAACACAUAUUGUAUUCUAAUUUUGUUUUCAGUUUAAAACAUUUUUGAUUAUUCUUACAGAUAUAAUAACAAUUAUAAUUCAUUAAAAUACCUAUUCUAUAGUGUUUUUAGCUCACCUGUCACAAAGUGACAGGGUGAGCUUUUGUGAUCGCUUUUUGUCCAGCGUCUGGCCGUCCGUCCGUCCGUCGUCCGUCCGUCCGUAAACUUUUGCUUUAAAUGACAUCUCCUCAUAAACCACAAGCCAAUUUCAUCCAAACUUCACAGGAAUGUUCCUUUGGUGGUCACCUUUAAAAAUUGUUCAAAGAAUUUAAUUCCAUGCAGAACUCUGGUUGCCAUGGCAACUGAAAGAAAAAUCUUUAAAUAUCUUCUUUUAAACAACCCUAAGAGCUAGAGCUUAGAUAUUUGGCAUGAAACAUCUUCUAGUGAGUGUCUACCAAGUUUGUUCAAAUAAAAGCCCUGGGGUCAAAAUUGGCCCCGCCCUAGGGGGUCAUUGAUUUUCCCUAUAUGCAUAAAGUAAAAACUUAAAAAAUCUUCUUUUAAAGAACCCAAAGAGCUAGAGCUAAGAUAUUUGGCAUGAAACAUCUUCUAGUGAGUGUCUACCAAGUUUGUUCAAAUAAAAGCCCUGGGGUCAAAAUUGGCCCCACCCCGGGGGUCAUUGAUUUUCCCUAUAUGCAUAUAGUAAAAACUUAAAAAAUCUUCUUUUAAAGAACCGUAAGAGCUAGAGCUUAGAUAUUUGGCAUGAAACAUCUUCUAGUGAAUGUCUACCAAGUUUGUUCAAAUAAAAGCCCUGGGGUCAAAAUUGGCCCGGCCCCAGGGGGUCAUUGAUUUUCCCUAUAUGCAUAUAGUAAAAACUUAAAAAAUCUUCUUUUAAAGAACCGUAAGAGCUAGAGCUAAGAUAUUAAGCAUGAAACAUCUUCUAGUGAGUGUCUACCAAGUUUGUUCAAAUAAAAGCCCUGGGGUCAAAAUUGGCCCUGCCCCAGGGGGUCAUUGAUUUUCCCUAUAUGCAUAUAGUAAAAACUAAAAAAAAACCUCUUUUAAAGAACCAUAAGAGCUAGAGCUUAGAUAUUUGGCAUGAAACGUCUUCUAGUGAAUGUCUACCAAUUUUUUCAAAUAAAAGCCCUGGGGUCAAAAUUGACCCCGCCCCAGGGGGUCAUAGAUUUUCCCUAUAUGCAUAUAGUAAAAACUUAAAAAAUCUUCUUUUAAAGAACCCAAAGAGCUAGAGCUAAGAUAUUUAGCAUGAAACAUCUUCUAAUGAGUGUCUACCAAGUUUGUUCAAAUAAAAGCCCUGGGGUCAAAAUUGGCCCGCCCCAAAAACUUAAAAAAUCUUCUUUUAAAGAAUUCAAAGAGCUAGAGCUAAGAUAUUUAGCAUGAAACAUGUUCUAAUGGGUGUCUACCAAGUAUGUUCAAAUAAAAGCCCUGGGGUCAAAACUGGCCCGCCCGGGGGGGGGGGGUCAUUGAUUUUCCUUAUAUGUGUAUAGCAAAAACUUAAAAAUAUUCUUUGAAAAAACCCAAAUAGCUAGAGUUAAGAUAUUAAGCAUGAAACAUCUUUAAGUAAAUAUCUACAAAGUUUGUUCAAAUAAAAGCCCUGGGGUCAAAACUGGCCCUGCCCCAGGGGUGUCAUUGUUUUUAACUAUAUGUGUAUAGUAAAAACUUUAAAAAUCUUCUUUUAAAAAACCCAAUGAGCUAGAACUUAGAUGUUUAGCAUGAAACAUCUUCUUAUGGGUGUCUACCAAGUCUGUUCAAAUAAACAAAUAAAAGCCCUUGGGUAAAAAAAGGCCUGGGGGUAUGGGGGGGCCUAUAUACAGGUGAGCGACCUCAGGGCCAUCAUGGCCCUCUUGUUGUAUUAUUUUAUUUCUCACAUUGACGUUAGGGACAAAAAUAUAUACAUUGACAUUAGAAACAAAAAAUAACACAGCCAAUAAUGUACAUAUACAUGUUGAUGUGAGAGAUACUGCUUGUUAUGCUAUAAAUAAAAAAUCUACGCAUAUGUCAUGUAUUUUACACAUAUGUAACAGCUGGACUGAUUAUAUACUGCUAGUAAAUAGUGAAUUCUACUCGAGGUAGAUGCAUCAACAUUGAAUUUCUCGCUGAAAAUUGUAGCAUUAAACUUCUACACAGAUCAUUCAUUUAUGAUUUCUAAACACAUUGUUAAUGAAUUUCAGGCAUGAUUUUUCAAUAUUUCUCAUUUGAUAUGUCAUUGAAAUGUUCAGUGUUAUUUACAUUUCUUUCUUUUGCUCUCGAGACUCUCUGGAAGCUUUGGGUGUUGUAAGUUCAUCUGAUAGAAAGUUCUUACCAAUGAGUCUGCUGGUUCCAGAAUAUAUGAGCUGCACCAUGAUAAAACCAACAUAAUGGGUUUGCGACCAGCAUGGAUCUAGACCAGCCUGCUCAUCUGCACAGUCUGGUCAGGAUCCAUGCUGUUCGCUUACCAACCCUAUUACAAGUAGAGAAACUGAUAGCGAACAGCAUGGAUCCUGAUCAGAUUGCGCGGAUGCGCAGGCUGGUCUGGAUCCAUGCUGGUCACAAACGCACUAUGUUGGUUUUGUCAUGACGCGACUCAUAUAUGCAGAGUUCAAUGUUCUUAACUCCAUGUAAUGAAACUAUCCUGCUUUGUAUUUAAAACAGUACAUUUGAAUUUCAAGGGAUAACAGUAACAACAUAACAAACUAACAGUUAGUUACUAUAACGAUAGGGUGUUAUCAAGACUUCUAUAAUGUGGGCAAAGGCUAACCACAUUUAGUUCCAGCACGUUAAGGGUUAAUGAAAAUAAAAAAGUCACCAUUUGACUUGUGAUUUUAAAACCAACAAAAGAAAAUAUAUUGAUUAUAUAGACAUAUUUUGCUUUGAAUAUACCAGGGAGUUAUAACAAAAUUGAGAGAUAGUGAAUAGAUAGGACUUGAAGCUUUGAAAUAAAAUGUUUUUGUAUUCAUCGAGUAGGAGACCACACUUAACAGAGUUAUCUUAGCAUUUAUAUAUAUUAUGAUAUUUCUUCUAUUAUUCACUGUUUUUAUACUAAUAUAUAGCUUACAAGGUAUAAUAAUAGUAUUUUUACAAGGUUUGUAUUCAUAUGCCAUAAACUUAAUCAUUCCAAAGAAUCUAUUUUUUCAUUUUUUGUAUACUGUAUUUUUUGUCUCUUUUUGUACUGUUGUAAAUUAUUCGGUAUGAAUCGAAAUUUGUAAGCGUGAGGAUAAUGGAUGAAUUUGUUUUUUGUUUUGUUUUUUUUUCUUUGUAAAAGUACUGAUUUUCACUGGGCACGUGAAGUUAAGUUAAUUAUGCUGAUUUUGGGCAGGGUUUUCAAAUUUUCUUUAUAUUUGAAAGACCCUGGUUCGGGUAAACAUGUAAAAUAAUUUAUGAUAAUGUUGAUUCUAGAAGAGGUUAAUUGAGUUGUAAUUUGAUGGGACAAUAUGAAGUUUGGGGAUUUGUAAGUAGAAGUAUUUUUAUGUAGCUCUUUUUGUGAGAUUGAAAAGGCGAUUCAACAUCAGAUUAAGGUGGAGUUGCAUUUAGGAAAGACAAUGAGUAUGUUGUGAUAGAGAUUUGAAUAUUGGUUAAUGGGUGUAAGGUAAUAAUGUAUAAGAUCUGUAAAAAGAUUGAUUUAAGGUAAAACUUAUUGUUGCAUCUGUGUUAAUGUUUGUUGAGGGACACAUGUUCGGUUAACCCGGGGAUUAAAUACAAUUUUUGUAUACUUUUUAAAAUAAAUCUUUAGUUCUUGAUAUUUUAAAUCUGAAAUUGGGAUUGAUAGAUGGGAUAUUGCAUGUUUAUUUACAUUUAUAUGUUUUGUUCAUAAAGUUAUACUUUGUAUAAAGAAGAAUCAAAAGAAUAUUUGAUCACUGGAAAGGUUAACUGUGACAAGUAUGUUACAUCCACUGUUACUCUCCCUUGCACUUUAUAUUAAGAAAAAAUAGUCCCUUAUUGGCACAAAUUCGAAUAAGCUUUUCUUUAUAUUUCCAUUAUUCUUUUCACUUUGUUAAAUUAGUACAAGACAUUUGUUUUUUAAAAAUAAGGAAAUUUCACCAUAUUUUUUUAAACAUUUUUUUAGUGCCACACUCUAUUGCUUUUUGUCCUUAUUUUUUCAACAUGACAUUUUCUUUUAGGGUUUGGGGUCCUUUAUGUUUAAAGAAAUGCACAUGGUAUAAAUACUGAUCAUAAUAGAAAUUUAAAGAAAGGAAAUUUUCAGUUUUUUUACUAUAACAAAUGAUAUGUUUAAACUGCUAAGCAAUUUUUAAAUUAAAUAGAAAACAAUUUUAUUAAGGAAAUGUUUGCCAGUUUUUAGCUCACCUGUCACAAAGUCACAUGGCGAGCUUUUGUGAUCACUUUUUUCUUCUGGUGUCCGUCCAUCGUCUGUCCGUCCAUAAACUUUUACUUUAAAUGACAUUUCCCCAUAAACCUCUGAGCCAAUUUCAUUCAACCUUCACAGGUAUGUUCCUUUGGUAGUCAACUUUUAAAGAUUGUUCAAAGAAUUUAAUUCCAUGCAGAACUUAAAAAACUUAAAAAAUCAUCUUUUAAAAAACCGAAAGAGCUAGAGCUUAAAUCUUUGACAUGAAACAUCCUCUAGUCAGUGUCUACCAAGUUUGUUCAAAUAAAAGCCAUGGGGCCAAAAUUGGCCCCGCCCUGGGGGUCAUUGAUUUUCCUUAGAUGUAUAUAGUAAAAACUUAAAAAUCUUCUUUGAAAAAAAACCAAAUAGCUAGAGCUUAGAUAUUAAUCAUGAAACAUCUUCUAGUUGGUGACUACCAAGUAUGUUCAAAUAAAAUCCCAGGGGUCAAAAUUGGUCCUGCGCCAGGGUGUCAUUGUUUUUCCCUUUAUGUAUAUAGUAAAAACUUAAAAAGUCUUCUUUUGAAAAACCCAAAGAGCUAGAGCUAAGAUAUUUAGCAUGAAACAUCUUCUAAUGGGUGUCUACCAAGUUUGUUCAAAUAAGGGCCCCUACCCAAGGAUCAUUGAUUUUCCUUGUAUGUGUAUAGAAAAAAGAUCUUAUUUUAAAAAAUAACCCAAAGAGCUAGAGUUUAGAUACUAAGCAUGAAAUAUCUUCUAGUGAGUGUCUACCAAGUUUAUUCAAAUAUAAGCCCUGGGGUAAAAAUUGGCCCCGCCCAGGAUGGUCAUACUUUUUCCCUAUAUGUGUAUAGUAAAAACUUAAAAAAUCUACUUUUAAAAACCCCAAAGAGCUAGAGCUUAGAUGUUUAUCAGGAAACAUCUUCUAAUGGGUGUAUACCAAGUGUGUUCAAAUAAAAGCCCUUGGGUUAAAAUUGGCCUUGCCCCGGGGGCCUAUAUACAGGUGAGCAAUUUCAGGGCCAUCAUGGACCUCUUGUUUACAAAAGUGAGUUAUCCGAGAAAUUGUGUGUAUCUUUGACAUGUACUACAAUGUAUUUUACAGCGAGUAUGUUAGUGACACAUUAAGUUGUUAAAGUUGCUAGAGUGUAAGGUUUCUAUGCACAUAUAGGUGUAGCUAUUGCACAUAUACACUUUUAUACAUGUAGAUUUUGUCCAAUUUACCCUGACACACACAUUGUUUACACAGCCUUUUAUAAAAUCUCAAUGAUCAUGUGACCAUUUUCAACUUGUAUGUCUACAGUUUAGUGUUCCUCAUAUUUUAAUAUAAUUUCUAUGUUGUUUAAAAAAUAAAUGAAAAAUGUU
Messenger RNA from Ruditapes philippinarum (Manila clam), 14479 nucleotides. Its product is annotated as diacylglycerol kinase delta-like. The record is from RefSeq and is a predicted model, not a curated record. Gene Ontology annotation, molecular function: ATP-dependent diacylglycerol kinase activity; protein binding. Lineage: Eukaryota; Metazoa; Mollusca; Bivalvia; Venerida; Veneridae. Bases 20 to 4021 code for a protein of 1333 amino acids. Gene Ontology annotation, biological process: intracellular signal transduction; lipid phosphorylation; diacylglycerol metabolic process. The transcript has 33 exons.